Angiostrongylus costaricensis is the source of this 2760-nucleotide messenger RNA. The record is from the annotation of a GenBank genome assembly. NCBI's taxonomy places the organism in Eukaryota, Metazoa, Nematoda, Chromadorea, Rhabditida, Metastrongylidae.
AUGACGUGGUUACGGUUAGCUGCUUUACUUGCGCUUGCUCUUGCUGUAUCCACCCAGCAUGGUACGGUAGGUCGUCCGUGCGAAGUGUCUACGGAUUGUGGAACUGGUAACUAUUGUGCUGGCAACAAACGAUGCGCGUGCCUCACGACAUAUGUUGAGAUUGAUUCGUACUGUUGGCGAAAGAUCAACCCUGGUGAGUCGGGUUGCACGCAGAACAGGCAGUGCGAGGCAGUAUGGCCUGGGGCAUAUUGUCGCUCUGGUGAAUGUCGAUGUGCUAAUAAUCAGCCACCGUUCAGGACUAGAGACGGAUUGGUGUGCUUGAAUUAUGGAUUUUGUCCACUGAACGGGAAUAAUCCGAAGUUCCGCAUUGAAAACCAGGUUCAGCAGUUACCAUCCGAUGCUACAUGUGAGGCAAUUGGAGCGCUUGCUUACGAUUGUAUUUGUGACUCCGAUGACUGUACUGUGAACAAUCCAAUUAGUUUUUGUUGCCCUAGUAGAGCUCAUUUUUCAGCGUUUGCUUGUAUACAGCCACCAAACGAAGGUUACACUCCCCCAGGUGGUGGAACCACUCUGAAUCACUGGUACCAUGAUCCUAUCACUGGAGAAUGUCGAGAGUUAAAAUAUCAAGGAUACGGAGGGAAUGCCAAUAACUUCCAAACAAAGGACCACUGUGAAUCUUAUUGCAAACAAACCUGCAAUCGCGGACUUCCUUUAUACCGUGAUAGGACUACUGGCGUCAAACAGGAGCCAGUUUACUGUCAAGGCAACGAUAACGGAUGUAACAACCCCAACUACCAGUGCACAACGAUGGGCACGUUGCAGCAAUGCUGCCCGACAUACUUGUUCAUAUGCUCACGCAAUGGAGGCAUUCCGACUGAAGUAUAUAAUACCGCUGGAGGGCUUCCUACAGAAUACUUUGAUGUUGGAAUACCUGAUGGAUCUGGUACUACGUCGCCUAGAUUCUACUAUGACUCUCGAGAAGGGCGAUGUAUUCAGUUCUCGUAUCUUGGUCAAGGAGGAAACUUCAACAACUUUCUUUCUCAGGACCAUUGUGAGAAGUUUUGUUCAAGAAGUAAGUAUGAUUUGGUCGGGAAAUCUCGUAAUAUGGAGUGCUCCCCAACUGGCAGUGGUGCUAAUUCUUGUCCUUCCACGCAUUCUUGUGAAAGUACUUCAGGCUCGACAACCUUUGGCGGUGUUUGCUGUCCACGUCCGCAGUACGUGUGCAAACUUCCGCGCGAGCAAGGUAAUUGUGGAACGUACUCAAAUCGAUGGUGGUUCAAUGCUAAAACUGGAAACUGUGAGGAGUUCAUUUAUUCUGGAUGUCAGGGCAACGCAAACAACUUCGAAACUUACAAAGAAUGCCAGGAUUAUUGUCGUGACGCUAGAAGUGAACCGCAGUGCAUCCAAGGUACAGCGCUCACGGAUUCAAAUGGAAACUUCAUUAUCUGUGGAGGUUCGUCAGCAGCAUCGACGUCCUGUCCAGCAAACCACUACUGUUAUUAUGAUGGAACCACAUAUGGAUGCUGUCCCACACAAGCUUACACCUGCUCUUUGUCAUACAAGUCUGGUGCCUCUUGUGGUCCUGCCGUUACUCGUUGGUAUUAUGACUCGACCACCAGGACAUGUCAGACGUAUUCGUUCAAUGGAUGCGAUGGUAACUCGAACAAUUUUGCAACGCAACAAGACUGCAAGGACUACUGUCGCGUUGAGUCCUGCCCGGAUGGAGGAGAGGUGUGGAAGGAACAAAAUGGUGCAGCUCGUGCGUGUACCACAAAUAGACAAUGUCCAUCGACUCACUAUUGUACGCCGGUGACCACAUGGACUGGAACCGUUUACCAGACAAAGUCUUUGUGCUGUCCGUCGAAGAACUUCGUUUGUUCUCAACCACGAGAUGUCGGGGUGCGUUGUUCCAGCACUCGAAUAACUCGGUGGUAUUUUAACGCGGAUUCGAAAACAUGUCAAACAUUCGAAUAUAACGGUUGUGAAGGCAAUAGAAACAAUUUUGCUUCACAAAAGUCUUGUCAAAACUACUGUCUUUCCGAGGCUUGUCCUCCAGGAACCGUAGUAGCUAAAGACGGAGAUGGUAAUCGAUUAAUUCAAUGCAGCAAUCCAGGUGGCCAAGGUCGUGUAUCUGGUGGUUGUCCAGAGGGAUACACAUGUUUCUCUUCGCCGCUUCUGGAUCAGAGCGUGUGCUGCGGUGCUAGCACCGAGCUUCAAUCCCUUUGUCCAACGUCUUCAACUCCGUUUAUCUCUGCAUUAUCAUUACAACCGAUGCAGUGUACACCGAAUGUGGACGGUGCCUGCCCUGGAAAUUUUUUCUGCUGGUUCUCCACAACAGCCACUUCAGUGAAUGCUUUCUAUUGUUGCCGUUCACCGGAUAGCAUUGACACAGGAUACUGCCCACCACAGUUAAUGCCAGUACCUGGUGAUGGUGGUGCACAGUACAAAUACUGCUCGCCAUCAGCGCCUUUAAACGAUGCUACUCAAGGAUGUGGAGUUAACAGACACUGUCAAUUCAGUACAACUCUAGAGAGAUACAUAUGCUGCGGAUUGGAAUCUGAUGUCCGGCUACCAAACGUUUGCCCACCACAGCCGGCUAAUCUUGUUCCCGUAGAACUUGCUGGCAACUACCGCACUUGCAACCCGUAUGCGCGAAGUGGCACACCGCAGAGCUGCCCGGAUAAUUCAGCUUGUCUCUACACAGGAAACGAAAAUGGCUUCAUCUGCUGUCGCAUACAGCUGGGUAAUGGGAAAGCGUAA